GCUGAAUCCUGGGGUACUGGUCGCGCUGUGGCCCGUAUUCCCCGUGUCAACGGUUCCGGUACCCACCGUGCUGGUCAGGCUGCUUUCGGUAACAUGUGCCGUGGUGGUCGCAUGUUCGCUCCUACCAAGACCUGGCGCAAGUGGCACAUCAAGACCAACUUGAACCAAAAGCGUUUUGCCACUGCUUCGGCUUUGGCUGCUUCGGCUCUUCCUUCGUUGGUCAUGGCUCGUGGUCAUCGCGUGGAGAAGAUUGAGGAAGUUCCUCUUGUUUUGGACAACGGUAUCGAAUCUUUGACCAAGACCAAGGAGGCCGUUGCCUUGUUGAAGUCCGUCAAUGCCUAUGCUGACGUUGUCAAGGUCUCCAACUCCCGUAAACUCCGUGCUGGUCUCGGUAAGCUUCGCAACCGUCGUCACCGCCAGCGCCGUGGUCCCCUUGUCAUCUACAACGAAGACAACGGUAUUGUCAAGGCUUUCCGCAACUUGCCCGGUGUUGAACUUGUCAAUGUCCGUCGUUUGAACUUGUUGCAAUUGGCUCCCGGUGGUCACUUGGGCCGUUUCAUCGUCUGGACCAAGAGCGCAUUUGCCUUGUUGGAUGAACUCUACGGUACCUACGAGACCCCCGCUACCUUGAAGAGCAACUACGUCUUGCCUGCUCACAUCAUGACCAACCCUGAUGUCGCUCGCUUGAUCAACUCUGACGAAAUCCAGUCUGUCGUACGUCCUGCUGGUUCCAAGAUCCAGAAGCGCCCUUACACCCAGAAGAAGAACCCUCUUCGCAACCAGGGUGUCAUGAACCGCCUCAACCCCUAUGCUCAGGUCCUCCGUCGCGCCGAAAUCUUGGCUUCCGAGAAGCGCGCCUCUGGCAAGGUUUCCAAGGUUCAGCCCAAGAAGAAGGGUGCCAGCACUGCUGCUUCCAAGAAGUUCUUGGAAACCCUUCACUCUGCUUAAGCGAAUCU
This is a messenger RNA of Radiomyces spectabilis, 956 nucleotides long. Its product is annotated as ribosomal protein L4 domain-containing protein. Gene Ontology annotation, cellular component: ribosome; cytosolic large ribosomal subunit. Gene Ontology annotation, biological process: translation. Gene Ontology annotation, molecular function: RNA binding; structural constituent of ribosome. The transcript is spliced from 2 exons. Bases 94 to 948 code for a protein of 284 amino acids. NCBI's taxonomy places the organism in Eukaryota, Fungi, Mucoromycota, Mucoromycetes, Mucorales, Radiomycetaceae. The record is from RefSeq and is a predicted model, not a curated record.